AUGGAGGAGAUCACCACCACAGACCUAUCUCAGUUCAAUGAUUCCUCGUAUGACGGAGCAGUUUACCUCCUAUUUCUCUUCUGUUACCUUAGCAGCAUGUGUCUCCUGACAGCAAUGACUGUGGAGCGACGUGUCUCUGUCCUCUUCCCAAUCUGGUACCGAUACCACUCAUUAGGCACC
Leptosomus discolor (cuckoo roller) is the source of this 180-nucleotide messenger RNA. NCBI's taxonomy places the organism in Eukaryota, Metazoa, Chordata, Aves, Leptosomiformes, Leptosomidae. The record is from RefSeq and is a predicted model, not a curated record.